AUGGACCUCUGCCUGCCGAACUCGCCCAGCCCUGCGCUGCGGGGAGGUGCUGUGCCCAGCCGACGACUUGGCCGCGCCAUCUUCGCGGACCAGCGCCGGUUCUCGAGGUUGGCGUGCCCAGUGCUGGCGGGCGGCGUGGCCCUUGCAGGCCGGCGCAGCUCCAGUGGCAGGGCGGCAGCGUCGGCAGUUGUGCCCACGCAGGAGGCUCUGCAGAAGGAGUUGGCAGAGUGGGGGGACGACGACGAGGAGCCCGAGAUUGGUGCCCCGAAGUGGGCCCGCAGUGGAAAGGGCCGGAGUCGCGGGGAGCGAGGUCCUCGAAGCAAAGUGACAGAGGAUGCCAGCCUGGAGGAUGUGGACUGGCAGCGCUGGGUGACAGCGCCGAACAAGGAGAAGGUGUGGAAGGUUCUCAAAGACGGAAAACCUGAUCAGGAUUCUUGGAAGAAGGUGAUCCUCUCGCUCAGGCGCGGGGACUGCCUCGACACCAAGGAAGAGUACGCCAGAGCGCUAGAGAUCCUCGCGUCCAGGCACCAGGGCUGGCGCGACGCCACGGUGAUUUUGAGCUGCAUGUGGUUCAACGGCUUCAAGCCGGAGGGCAGCCACUACGCUUGGGUGAUGCGAGCUUUGAUCAAGUCCAGUCGCUGGAACCAGACGAUCCAGCUAUUCGAGGAGAUGGUGGAGCACGGCAUCGCGCCGGACGAGUAUUGUUACACCUUUGCCAUCAACGCGUACAGCAGGAAGCGGGAGGUCGAAGGGUCCCUGCAGCUUCUGCAGGCGAUGAAGGCCGACGGCCUGAGACCCCAGCGUCGGGCCUACCACGUGAUCCUCUACGCCCUGGGCCAGAUCGGCGCCUGGAUGCAGUCGUUGGAGAUCAUGGACGACAUGGUGAAGCAGGGGGUCAUGCCAGUGGCGCAGACCUUCAAUCUGCUGGUGAUGGCCUAUGGCAACGCCGGUGAGAUUGAAGGUGUGGUGCAAACCAUCGACUACAUGCGGACAACGAAGUUGGAGCUCUCCCUUGGCACCUUCCUCUACGGCAUGAGGGCCGCUGAGCGCGCGGGGGAGCUCGACCAGGGCCUGCUCCUCUUCCAGAAGAUGCGCACGCUUGGCAUCAAGACCAGCGAGAAGGUGGACGAGGUGUUGAUGAGCAUUGCCAUCACGGCCGGCGACCCGGACCGGGCCUUGCAGUUCUUCGACGCCGCCAUGCAGCGGAGGCAGCAGUGGGGCCGGGUUGAGGGCACCGCGGUGGCCGAGGAGCUGGGCAUCUAUCGGCAGGCGCUGCGCGCCUGCGAGAUGGGCGCGGCCUCAGGCCUGCGGCCGGGCGGGAUCCCCUCCUACGAGGACUACGCCCUGCAGCUGCUGCUGGAGCUGCAGAAAUCGAAGCUGCCGCUAGACAGCACUAUGUACCUUCACGCAGUGUCCGCCUGCGAGUACAACAAGAGCUGGCUCAGAGUGGUGUCUUUGCUGAAGGAAAUGAAGGAGAAGGGCAUCAAGGUGGAGGGUGAGAGGUUUCGCUCGGCAUUUCAGAAUGGCAUCAUGGCGGCGCAGGAGGACGAGAACCCCGACGAGGCCUUCGACCUCUUUCAGCAGAUGAAAGCGAACAAGCUCACGGUGGAGACGGACAUGUACCAGAAGAUGAUCCAAAUGCUGGAGAUGCACGGGCAGCUGGCCCGUGCAACGAACCUGGACACGGAGCUUGCUGACCUGCAGCUUAAGUCUUUCAACAAGGAGCUGAUGGUCCACCGGAAAAGGAACGAAUGGCAAGAGGCGGUGGCCGUGCUGCAGAAAGUCCGCGAUGAGGGCAUCAUGCCUACGCUGAAGUUCACCAACACGGCCUUGAGCGCGCUGCAGAAACCCGGGAAGUGGGAGAUGGUGCUUGACCUGCUAGGGGAGAUGAAGAAGGAUGGGCAGCCUCCGGACGCCUGCAGCUUCACAGUGCUGGUGAGCGCCAUGCUGCAGGCCGGUGAGCUGCAGAAGGCUGUUGCGCAGCUGAAGAACAUGGAGAAGCAAGGAGUGCACCCGACCUACAUGACUUACGGCCGCCUGAUCCACGCUUUGGAGGCCGCCGGCCAACCGGAGCAGGCGCUGUACCUUUGGGAUGAGAUGCGGCAGAAGCACGUCGAGCCAGACAGGGUGGCCUAUGAGGCGGCCAUCCGCGCUUGCCGGGCCAGCGAAUUUUGGGAAGCCCUGCUCGAGCUGUUCAGCGAGAUGAAGGAGCUUGACAAGGGGCCCUCCAAAGCUUCCACGGUCUCGGCAGCCCUGGCUGCAGAGCGCCUCGGCCUUGCUGAGAGCGUCGUGGAGGGUGCCGAGCCCGCGCUGACGUCAAGAGAUGCACGAGAGUCCUUUUCGUAG
This is a messenger RNA of Effrenium voratum, 2346 nucleotides long. NCBI's taxonomy places the organism in Eukaryota, Dinophyceae, Suessiales, Symbiodiniaceae. The record is from the annotation of a GenBank genome assembly.